This is a messenger RNA of Dacryopinax primogenitus, 2952 nucleotides long. RefSeq lists its product as uncharacterized. Gene Ontology annotation, cellular component: aggresome; amphisome. Gene Ontology annotation, molecular function: zinc ion binding; K63-linked polyubiquitin modification-dependent protein binding; protein kinase C binding. The transcript has 9 exons. NCBI's taxonomy places the organism in Eukaryota, Fungi, Basidiomycota, Dacrymycetes, Dacrymycetales, Dacrymycetaceae. The record is from RefSeq and is a predicted model, not a curated record. The coding region runs from base 1 to 2952 and encodes 983 amino acids. Gene Ontology annotation, biological process: endosome organization; mitophagy; aggrephagy.
AUGACGGCGCUGUCGUCGUCCUCUGCUUGGGACCGACCUGAUAGACCGCUGGUCGUCAAGUGCUCUUAUAAUCGUUCUUUGCGGCGAGUGACGUUUGGAUCGGCCGUGGACUGCCACUAUGACCUUUUGCGAGCUAAGGUCGAGCAAUGUUUCUCACUCUAUGGAAGUCCGUUUCUCAUCACGUACAUGGACGACGAUGGCGAGGUGACGGACAUAUCCUCAAACCACGAUCUCACCGAAGCGAUCAACUAUUUUUCUGAUGGGGAUACGGAGAGUGUCGCUUACAGCGGUGCGUCGAGCGCGAGCGGACGCAGCUCUUCAGGGAAGAAGGUGACGCUGAGGGUGAAGGUGAACAUGGAGAACGACGGGCCUAGCCUGUCGGACACUGCGAGUCUGGCGAGCAUGGACGAGUACGUGCAGGUGGAGAGGACGGGCGAGCGGCGAGAACGGGAGGUGCCGAGAGGGCAGGCAGAGCCGGAAGACGAUGCGAUCACUGUCAGUUCGCACAACUAUGGCAGUCAGACGGGGAGCAGCUUUGUCGAUGUUCCGAGACCGGGGUAUCCCCCUUCUUCCUCACCUGCAGGCGUCAACCUACCGAACUAUAACCUUCCAACGUUGGCGACUGUUCCGCCUUCCCCACCUGCCUCCCCCGGAUCGCGGCGAUUUCAACAGACCAGUCCAUUUGACGACCAGAGCGAGAGUGCUAUGGUAACGGACCGAUUACGGCGAUUGGUGGUCGCGGACGGUCCUGUUCGCACCGAAGACGAUAUUGCCAAUGAAGACGAGGAUCCGUUUGAUGACGCUCAGCUCGAAUUGCAGCGCGGCGCGCAUCAUUACUACUACGAAUAUCCAGCGUCCCAGAGCGGGGGUUCGUCAGGUCGAGAACGAGACCGCGCGAGGAGAGUCAGGGACAGCGGGAUGGAUCAGACCGGGAGUGUGGAUCUGGAGAGCCUUUACAUCUCAAACAAUCAGCAAACGAGUCCCCACGGCCUGGCAUGGAUCGAGAACCAGAACCGGGACCAUCAACAGCUCGCAGUGGUGAUGGAGCAACAACACAGGCAGCGGAGUUCUCCAGGCGCCGAAGAGCUCCCACUCGUGUCGGACCAUGCGUCUGCUCUUCCGCAGUUGCAGAGUCGCUAUCCUGGCAUACCCGCUGAAGUCCUCGCUUUUGUCCCCGAGGAGGAAGUCGAGUCCGUUCCUGCUGAGGCGCCCCGCCUGCUCACGGACUGCUCUUCAUGCGGCGUACUACUAGAAGACUUCCGCUACGUGUGUACAACCUGUGGAGAGAAAGAAGCCCGUGAGCCACCAGCCUGGCACCAUCUUUCGCGCAAACAGAUGGCCAUUGCAGACGCAUUUUCAGCAUACUCGGAGGAGACGGUACAACAGGGCAGGCAGUCGGGAAGACAAUCAGGGUCGAGUUUCCAGAUGCAGACCUUCUCCUACCCACCUCGGCCGCCACCGGUACCUCUGAAGAGGAACUCGCGCCCUGGGAGCGGUGUCAGUCCGAACGGAAGAGGCACUCCUGGGUUGCGCAUGCCCCUUCUCGAACGAGGCUACGAGCUGUGCGCAGGGUGCGUACACAGUGCGGGCUUGAACCAUGCGGCCGUAUCUGCAGACUCGGAUGGUCACUCUCCGCUCUCGUCAAGUUCAACGCACUAUCAUGGAAGCCAGAGUGCGCUACAACUCCCGGGGCAGUCACCGGUCAGGAAUAGGAAGAAGCAUGCUUUCAGGCAUGCCUUUAGGGAGAAGAUGUGGGGGUUGAAUGGGUGGAAGGAUCUGGAAUACGACGAGCAUGUCGAGUGCGCAACAUGCAAGAACUCGCUUCCAGGAGACAGAUACAAAUGCCUGUCGUGUGACAACUUCAGCCUCUGCAGGGGAUGUUAUAGCCAAGUGCACCACAUUCAUCCAGCGCACGUAUUCCUGUUUGUUGAGGUGCCAAGGAGCGAGCCACUUACACCGUCGCUGAAUAACGCCCUUGUAUUAUCAGACAGGACCGAACCUGAGAGUGAGUCUCCCAGGUGGCAUCUCGGAAUCGAGGCUCACGUUAUGGCAGCAUUGGAUCACCCGGGUGUGAAAUGCACACAUUGUUUGCAAGAUAUCGUUGGCGCUCGGUUCCAUUGCGCCAUCUGCAGCGACGUCGAUAUAUGCGCAAAUUGCGAAGCUGCUGGCCUGCCAGGUAACCUCACAGCUCCAGACGGGGGACAUGACGACUCGCAUAUAAUGAUCAAGAUUCCCUACCCGCUUGACCCGACCCAAGUCGAGGCGGCGAGCCGGAGAGCUCGAAAUCUCUGGUCGCAAAGGGAUGGCCUAGCACUAGACCUGGCCUUCCCAAGACAACGAGCCAACUCGUCGAGUUCCGAUUCAUUGCCUACUGUUAUCGGUGCCAUUCGUUCCGACGAAGUCUCCCAGCAUAUCAUUUGCAAGGGUUGCGACGAGCUCAUCGAGGGUGUCCGUUACCAAUGCGCACACUGCCCGUCGUUGCCAGAAUCUUACAACUUGUGCUCUAUGUGCGAGGCGCGGUCUUACGACCUCCACGAUCCGAUGCAUGCAUUCUUCAAGAUCCCGCGCCCGUUGGAUCGCGCGAUCAAUUCACCAUUCCCUAUACUGCCACUCCUUUACAGGAGUCCAGUAGCAGCUGGCUUCGAAUCAAAUCAAGAUCCAAGAGAUGUCUUGCAUGUAGCAUACCUAAACAACCUAGUUCACCAAACGACGCUUUGCGACAUCUGCGUCGAGCCCAUUCGCGGCGAAUGGUUCAGAUGCGUUUACUGUUCAAAAGAUCUGUGUGCAGACUGUGAGGAAAAUGACGUGCAUGAUCCAACCCACAUUUUCGUCGUAUUCAAAGCUCCUGUGGACAUGGGUGCUCUGAGGGUUGUCUCCGACAUCGUCAAUCCACGCAAUAGCAGACCUUUGCUACCAUACAAAGUCUAUGGGAACAGUAGUAACGGACCUUGA